AUGUCAGCAAUACUAACAGUGGCCUUAAAUAGCAAGCAUGAAGAGUGCACGUGCUCUCAAAAUACAGAGAGGAGACGGCGUUUGGAAAAGGCGCAGAAAGUGAAAGGGGCCCUUCGUGUGUGUGUGUGUGUGUCCCAGAAGGGGCCCUUCGCACACACCCCCCCCCAGACAGGGCCCUUCACCCCCUCCCCUCACACAGAUCCCCCCUUGCUGUCCUACAGGAGGAAGAGAGACACCGAGGGCUUCGGCGAGGAGGCGAGGGAACCCACGACCGGUGAUAAUAUCAGAGAGUUUUUGCUGAGUCUCAGAUAUUUUCGAAUCUUCAUUGCCUUGUGGAAUGUCUUCAUGAUGUUCUGCAUGAUUGUGUUAUUUGGAUCUUGAAAGUCAUUCACAAACGCGGCCCUUAACUUGGAAGAUACUUUUGGCUGGAAACAUAACUUUUUCUACAAAAGAUUAUAAUGCUUUCAAAAUACAGCCCUGGGAUUGUGGCCUGUUCUUCGGCACAAGCUCCUCUUCAUGUGGGACAGGACACGUUCAGCCUCUUCAGCCCAUCCCAUCACACACGGUGCAGGCUGCGUCACUCGCUGCCGGGGGGACCGAGCCUUUAGGUCCCUGAGCCAAAAAAAUCUUCAAAGUAAAAUGAUUUCAACUUUCUGGAAAUAAAGCGAACUGUAAAUCGUGUAGCUAGGCUUAGAGCACGGUGCUUAGAGUCUGCAGGGUGGAACCAGAGCACGACUGAAGACCACAAUCUUAAAACUCGGCGUUGUUAGUCCCCCCCCAGCUCGUGAUGUGUCUCCUGGUGUCACCCUUGUCUCGCGUCCCUGGAAGUUGCACUUCUCCGGUCUCGUUUUUAUAAAGCUCAGCAAAACGUUGGUGUGUAGCACCAACUGUCUCACUAUUCCAUUUAGUUUUGUUGGAGAAAUAGAAAAGGAUGAUUUAAAAAAAUGGGAUUCUCACCUUCUGUUUUUCCAAAAAUGCUUUUUAAAUUAAAAUUUCAAAGGUUCCUUUUUUUUUUUUUCUAAGCAAUAUGUAAGGGAUUUUGAAUAGGGAAAAUGUCAACAAUUCUGUAAGUCAAUGUUAAGGAAUAGUUUUGGAAUAACGUUGGAUUUGGUUGAAUAAAGUUGUUCUAUUUAAGGGUAAAACAUA
Molecule: messenger RNA, 1146 nt
Organism: Calidris pugnax (ruff)
Lineage: Eukaryota; Metazoa; Chordata; Aves; Charadriiformes; Scolopacidae
Gene: SMIM7
Product: small integral membrane protein 7
Exons: 5
Coding region: 1-381 (126 amino acids)
Source: RefSeq, a predicted model, not a curated record